CGUCACGCGUGGGCGGGCCGGGCGGAGGGGAGCCGGGCCGGCGCUGGCCGCCCGCUUUCCUGCCGGCCUUCCUUGGCGGCGAUGGAGGCGACCGGGAGGCGGCUCUGGCUGCACCUGGUCACCUGGAACGUGGGCACCGCGCCGCCCCCCGCCGAGGCCGCAGCCCUGCUCCGCCUCGGCGCUCCGGACCCGCCCGUGGACCUCUACGUGAUCGGUUUACAGGAGGUGAACUCCAGGAUUUUGAGCUUCCUGUCCGACCUGGCUUUCGAAGACCCUUGGACCGUCUUCCUUACCACAGUGCUCUCCCCGCUGGGCUACAUCAGGGUGUUUUCCAUCCGCAUGCAGGGCCUCCUCCUCCUCCUCUUUGCAAAGCAAGCCCACCUGCCCUUCAUACGGGGUGUUCGGAGCCAGUUUACCCGCACCGGCCUGCACGGCUACUGGGGCAACAAGGGAGGGGUGUCCAUCCGCCUGUCCUUGUACGGACACUCUGUCUGCUUCCUGAACUGCCACUUGCCAGCCCACCAGGAGAAUGCCAAGCAGCGACUGGAUGACUUUGAGCACAUACUGGAAGUGCAGCACUUUGAAGAGAAGUUCCCCUCUGUCCUGGAUCACCAGCUUCUCUUCUGGUUUGGCGAUUUAAACUUCCGAAUUGAAGACCAUGGGCUGCAUUUUAUCCGGGAGUCGAUAAGCAACAGCCGCUACAACCUUCUGUGGGAGAAAGACCAGUUAAACAUGGCCAAGAAGAAGGCAUUCUUUCUCCAGGAAUUCUUGGAGGGCCCUCUGAAGUUCAAACCCACCUACAAGUUUGACUUGCACUCAGACGAGUAUGACACCAGGCCUGGCGCUCUGCCCCUCCAUAGGAGGGCCCUGCAGUGGGUGCUGAUGUCUCUCUGUAUUUGCAGGGGAGAGAAGGCACUGACUUGGUCCAACGAGAAGAAGCGAAAGCCUGCCUGGACCGACCGGAUCCUCUGGAGAGUGAAGGGCCUCCCGUGCUCCCAGCCCAAGGAGGCUCCCAAGGAGAGAGGGGUGUCGGUGUCUCUGCAUAACUACACCAGCCACAUGGAUUACAGCAUCAGCGAUCACAAGCCGGUCACUGGGACUUUUGAGCUGAAGGUCCAGCCCCUGUGGACUGACCCCCUGGUCCUGCUGUAUCCAGUGGGCACAUGGAGCGCCGAGCAGGAUGCCACGGUCAGUUACGUCACCUCUCCAGAAUUUGUAAGCAGCGCCUGGGACUGGAUUGGUCUCUACAAGGUGACCUUUCGGCAUGCAAACGACUACGUGAUGUAUGUUUGGGUGCAGGACAAUGAAAUUUCCUCCAGGGAAGGCGUGAGGCAGGUUUAUCUGGGGGCUGAGGGGCUCCCCAGAGCGGGAGGAGAGUUUCUCCUGGGAUAUUACAGUAACGCGCUGCGGUCCAUAGUUGGCAUUAGCCAGCCAGUCCAGGUUCGGCCGAGCCAGAGGUCUGUCGAACAGCAUGUGGGCUGGGGUGGAGCCAGCAGCACAGAACGUCUUCAUUGCGAGAGGCAGCCGUGUGACUUUUGAGGUCCUUCUAUGCCCCUGAGUGCGCCGUGAGGCCCUCCUCCUUUUGCCUCAGAGUGGGCCCCUCGUUUGAGGAAAGAACGACUCAGCUUGCCGCUGCUGUGGAGUAGCUUGUGCGGGGGCUGCCUUCAUCAUGGGAGAGCCGGGAUUGAGCCGGUCCCAGGAGAACCACCGGCUUCCUUCCUUCUGCCAAGGUGGCGGCUGCUGUCCCGUUUGCCCAGCAGCAUCUUAGGAUCCGUGCGCUUCAUCACAACAUUAAGGAGUCACCGGUGCUUACUUGAAAACUGGGAUUCCGGCAUUUGGCUCUCAGUUUUUAAUGAAAUGUAAACCUUCCUUUAGAACUGAAAUACAUUUUAUUUUAGCUGAAA
Molecule: messenger RNA, 1904 nt
Organism: Candoia aspera
Lineage: Eukaryota; Metazoa; Chordata; Lepidosauria; Squamata; Candoiidae
Gene: INPP5K
Product: inositol polyphosphate-5-phosphatase K
Exons: 13
Coding region: 82-1539 (485 amino acids)
Biological process (GO): negative regulation of insulin receptor signaling pathway; negative regulation of phosphatidylinositol 3-kinase/protein kinase B signal transduction; negative regulation of peptidyl-serine phosphorylation
Cellular component (GO): cytoplasm; ruffle; plasma membrane
Molecular function (GO): inositol bisphosphate phosphatase activity; phosphatidylinositol-4,5-bisphosphate 5-phosphatase activity; phosphatidylinositol-3,4,5-trisphosphate 5-phosphatase activity
Source: RefSeq, a predicted model, not a curated record